UCUAGCGUUCCCCCAUUGACUGAGCAACCAACUUCGCGUUUACGGGACUUUGGUUACAUAAAAUGGGGUUCGUUCAAUGUUGUCCUGCACACUGAUUUCGUGAAAUUUGUGAAUAAAGUAACUAUGGAAAGACUAUGGAAAGAAGCUCCUAAAAAAAGUGGAUAAAGACGUGGUUUGAACACGGGAGGUGGAAUAGAAUAUAGAAGAUACAGGUUAAUUCCGGCUGCCCCAUCUGUGUGCCAGAAGAACGCAGAGAGAGAGAGAUUGGACAUUCUGGAACCCCCAGCGGGACGGUCUCGUUUUCAGCCACCGAGCUUCCAAAAGUCCCAAAGCCCUGAGGAUCAAGAUCAACAAACUGAUGCAGACUUCUUCAACUUUUCAUAAAAGGCCUUCAAAUGAUGGUGGCAAACCGGGAGACGGAGGGAGGGAGAGAGAGGGAGUCAGGCUGCUGACGUCUCAUGUGGUAGAUAUUAAAAUAAAGCGGGUGGUAAUGGGAAACAGGGCGUAGAGGCUGCUGGCUGUCUUGUCCUGCCCUGUAACCGAGCAGAGCCCCAAUGCCAGUGGACAUGCAGCCACAUCAGAGGCUGUAUCAUUAUGAGUCUACACCCAACCAGCCGCCCAGAGGUCUUACUCCAUCAGGAAGGUCACCCUACAGUGAUGUGUCAUCGCUCCGUGCUCCACUCCACAACGGCCAGCCUCUGGACUGCAGGAACAUGUACAACCCUAUGACCCCUAACCCCAUGACCCCUAAUCCCAGGACCAACCCUAACUCUGGGGUCAACCCCAUGGACCAGUAUAUGCGGCCCCCUCUGGCACCCCCACUGCACAGCAUGAUGGGACACCGUGGCAUGAAUCAGUUCUCCGAUGGUGGAAACAGCUCCCCCUACUGUCAGAACAACCUCAUGUCAUCCCACUAUGGCUUCCCCCACGGCCACGGAUCAGACCACAUGGGAGGCAGUUCGCGGUUCUCCACGCCUCGCUCCAUGCUGAAGCUGAGUAAGAAGCGUGCUCUGUCCAUCUCUCCUCUGUCGGACGCCAGCAUGGACCUCCACACGGUCAUCAGGACCUCUCCUAACUCACUGGUGGCAUUUGUCAACUCACGAUGUGGACCAAAUGGAGGCUCCUCCUAUGGACAUCUGUCUGUUGGUGCUAUGAGUCCGUCUAUGGGUCUCUCCAACUCCAUGAACUACCAGUCCAGACAACAAGGCUCAAUGUACGGUGGACACACCCCGGGACCCUGCCACGCCCCUCCCACCAGAAUACCCCCACACAACCCCCGACUCCACCCACCCAAACAUGGACAUCUGAAGACAGAACCCGGACUGGGCAAUGUGAUGGAUGGGAUCAAUAUUAAGUGUCUGGAGGAGAGAUCCGAGGGAGACAGCCCUUCUUCCACUGGCACACAGGAUCCUCUGCUGGGUCUGCUGGACUGCCGGGAGGAUCUGGAUAGGGAGGAGAAACCGGAGCCAGAGGUCAUCUAUGAGACCAACUGCCACUGGGAGAGCUGCAGCAAGGAGUUUGACACGCAGGAGCAGCUAGUGCACCACAUCAACAAUGAGCACAUCCACGGAGAGAAGAAGGAGUUUGUGUGCCACUGGCAGGAGUGUUCCAGGGAGCAGAGACCAUUCAAAGCCCAGUACAUGCUGGUGGUUCACAUGCGUAGGCACACAGGAGAGAAACCACAUAAGUGUACUUUUGAGGGCUGUAAUAAGGCCUACUCUCGCCUGGAGAACCUGAAGACCCACCUGAGGUCUCAUACGGGGGAGAAACCAUACGUCUGUGAACAUGAGGGCUGCAACAAAGCCUUCUCCAACGCCUCAGACAGAGCCAAGCACCAGAACCGUACACACUCCAACGAGAAGCCUUACGUGUGUAAGAUCUCUGGGUGUACUAAGCGCUACACAGACCCCAGCUCUCUGCGGAAGCACGUGAAGACUGUCCACGGCCCUGAGGCUCACAUCACCAAGAAGCAUAGAGGAGACACUGGGCCUCGGCAGCCAGGCUCAUCACUGACACCUGGUGGACAACGUGGUGAACUGCUGCUGGAGAAAGAAGAGGCUGGACACAGGGACGACUGCAAACUGCUGGCACCUGAGAGCACUCUGAAGUCUCAGCCCAGCCCGGGUGGCCAGUCUUCCUGCAGUAGCGAGCGCUCUCCACUGGGGAGCGCCAACAACAACGACAGCGGUGUGGAGAUGAACCUGAAUGCAGCUGGCAGUCUGGAGGACCUGACCGCUCUGGAGGACGGAGGGGCAGGAGGAGGCUGCGAGGCGGGGUGCUCAGGGGCAGGGAUGGGGGGCAUGUCAGCACAUGCCCUGAAGAGACUAGAGAACCUGAAGAUAGAGAAGCUGAAACAGGUCAGAAGACCAACUCCGCCCGGAUGCUGUGGUGUGGGGAACAAGCUGCCUGCACUCACAGGUGGUCCAGGGGAGAUGAUGGGAGGGAUGUGUUCUCCCUCGCCCCUCCUCUCCAACCGCCGAGUCAUGGAACUGUCCAAUCACGAGCUGGGGGGUGGAUCCUCUGGCAUGGUCUGUCCUAUCAGUGACCGGAGGGGGAGUGGCACCAGCAGCAUGAGCUCGGCCUACACAGUGAGCCGUCGUUCUUCCAUGGUUUCCCCCUACCUCUCCAGCCGACGCUCCAGCGAGGUCUCCCAGCUAGGAGGAGGGGGAGCUGGGGGAGGAGGAGGAGGAGCAGGGUUCCUGGGAUCUGACCAGGGAGGAGGUGACCCCCUCCCCUCUGAGACCAGCUGCAGAGGAGGACCCUUCCGUGGUGUAGGAGGGGCAGGAGGAGGGUUACCAGAGAUGUCUAGUCUAACGCCAGCCCAGCAGUACAGCCUGAAGGCUAAGUACGCAGCAGCCACUGACGGCCCACCCCCCACCCCACUACCCAGUAUGGAGCAGGGACCGGGAACAGCCAGGAGGAGAGGAGCCUUCCUCAGCGAGUACCAGGGUCAGCCGCUGCCAGCGUUCCUGCAGUAUGGCGGUCCCAGGAGACAAAGUGCCAACACGGGAGAGUAUGGCACUGGGGUCAUCUACCCCCACCAAGCCCCAGGGAAUGUCACUCGGCGCUCCAGUGACCCCGUCCGCUCCACUGACCCCCAUGCCCUUCCCAAGGUGCAACGCUUCAAUAGCCUGAACAACUUGGCCAUGAUGGGCCGGAGGAACGCCCUGCAGCAUUGCGGGUCAGACGCCAACAUCAGCCGCCAUAUGUUAUCCCCGCGGCCACCCAGCAUCACAGAGAACGUCAUGAUGGAGGCCAUGGCCAUGGACUCCCAUGGUGGAACCGUGGAUGCCAGGGACCAUGGCAUGAUGCUUCCCCCAGGAGAGAGAGGCUUCCUGGGCUACCAGAACCACCACAUGGGGGGUCUCUCCAGCCAGUUAUCACCCAGCCACGACAGCUUGGGCUGCCCAGAGCAGGGCUAUCAGCGAGCGACAGAGAUGUCCAUGCAGGGUGGGCACUACCAGGGUACUACCAGGGGACCAGGCCAGGGCCAGAUGGAGCCAGGGGGACCCAUCCACUCAGAGGGGAUGUCCAACACCUUGCUACAGCAGGCUGAGUACAGCAUGAGUACCUGCCAGCUCAGCCCCUCUGAACCACACUACCCCUGCCUGGGACAGGGAGGGCCCGAUGGAGGUGCAGGGCCCUGGGAGGAGAGCAGUCAGGUCCAGACCCCUCAUGGAGCUCUCCAGACAGGGAUGCAGUACCAGGGCCAGGGCUCUAUACAGGGCCAAGUCCAGACACAGGGUCUCUACAGCAGCCAGCAGAGUCUGUACACUCAAGGCCCAGAUGGAGGCCACCAGAAUCUGAACAUCAAACCAGAGCAGCAGCAGUAUCAUCCAGCCCUUGCCAACCCAGACGCCUGCCAAAAGCAGCACCAACACCAACAACAGCAGAGGCCCCACCCAGGGCAGACACCCAUGCCCAUGGGACCCAUGUCCCCUCAGAGUUACCCCCAGCCGGGGCAACCUGGCCAAGGCAUGAUGAGGACUAUUAACCCCUCCUGUAACUUCCAUGGUGGAGGGAUGGAGAACCAGAUCCAGGCCUCCAUGCAGCAGGGACAGCAGCAAAGCGGGGGCCUCAGCGUGGGGUCGGCUGGUCUGGGGCCUGGGGGCCGGUCUCAGACACCAAUGAUACAGGUGAAGGAGAUGAUGGUGAGGAACUAUGUGCAGUCGCAGCAGGCACUGCUGUGGGGUCAGGAGCAGGACCAGAGGGGGAUAGCAGCAGAGGGAAAACCCCUUCCUUUGUCAGACAGCAUGGACAUGACAGGACAACAGGUGGCCAUGAUGCAUCAGCAGCCUAGUCCCCAGCAACAACACCAACACCAGCCCCAGCAACAACACCAACACCAGCCCCAGCAACAACAUCAACACCAGCCCCAGCAACAACACCAGCCCCAGCAACAACACCAACACCAGCCCCAGCAACAACACCAACACCAACACCAGCCCCAGCAACAACACCAACAAAGCCUCUACCCCAAGCCAGACUCCAGCUUCCCAGGAUAUUCCACCAACCAGAACCUGAUGAUCCCCCUAGGCCAUAGCCGAGGAGGCCCCAGCUCCGGCUCCUCCAUCCCCUCUAGCGAGGUCCCCAUGAUGAGCCUGCCUGGAGGGCCAGGGUCCUGCUACAGCCAGGAAAUGGGAGUCCCUGUGGUCCCUAGACCACCCCAGGGCCGGAAGCCUCUCAUCAGGCAGAAUAGCCUCCAGUCCCAGCCAGGAGGAGGGUACCUGGGCAGUCCUCCACACGUCAGCUCAGUCCAGUCUACCUCCAGCCCAAGGAGAGCAGUCCGACUGCCCCCUGUCCAGCGCUCUCAGACCCAUCGGGAGAUCUUCUCUCCCUCCAACAAUAGCAACAUGUAUUACUCGGGCCAGAUCCACAUGCAGCACCCUGACAUGGACAAGCAGCGGAUCCAAAUCCAACGGAUCACCCAUCCUCACCAGGACCCAACCCAGACCGGGCCCUGCCUCAACCAGCACCAGGGGCACCUGGUAACCCAUAUGGACCAUCAGCGGAGCAAGUCUGCCCAGCUGGGCUACCUCCAUGACCAUGGGUCCACCCCCAUCUCCAAUGCUCUGGAGAACGUGGAUCUGGAUAAUGCCCAGAUAGACUUUACCUCCAUCAUUGAUGACCCAGACCCCUCGUCCUUCAGCCCCGUCAAUCCACCUCUCCAUGGGGGUUCAUCCCAGACCUCGUCUCGUCUCACCACCCCACAGACCUCCACCACCCUGCCCUCCUCUGUGCUCCCCAACAUGGCUGUAGGGGACAUGACUUCCAUGCUCACCUCUCUUGCUGAUGAGAACAAGUACCUGAAUACGUUGUCUUAGAACCUGAGCACGCUCAUAAAGUUGACUAGAGGGGCUCAUCUAUCUGACUCAAGAGACUAAGUAACUGAAGAUACUGUCGUAGUACAAGUACCUAGAAUGCCCUAGAGUGGACCCUAGGUUACCACUUAACAUAAAGUUACAGGAAAUGACUGUGGAGAGUAAAGGUACUGAAAAUAUGUCCCCUUUCUCUUGGCCUCACACCGACGUGUUCUGUCCCUGGCCAGGAUGAACAGAUACACAGUAGCUACUCCUUAGAGGACUUUUAACCAAAACAAAGGUGCCUACUGAUCUUGAUCACUGUGUUCUCUUGUCUCACAAGAAGAUGACUGACUUUGGAGUUGCUUUGUACAAUACUGUUGCUCGGUACAAUACUGUUGCUUGGUACAAUACUGUUGCUUGGUACAAUACUGUUGCUUGGUACAAUACUGUUGCUCGGUACAAUACUGUUGCUCGGUACAAUACUGUUGCUCGGUACAAUACUGUUGCUCGGUACAAUACUGUUGCUUGGUACAAUACGGUUGCUCGGUACAAUACUGUUGCUUGACGCAGAACUGUUUGCCUGAAAUGACUGUCAUCACCAUAACGACGUCAUCACCGUAAUGACAUCAUCACCAUAAUGACGGUCAUUUCAGUCAUAGAGGUUCUUUAGGGCAACAGAGAGGGUACUACGAUGUAAAUGAGUUAUACAUGUAUAUGCUGUGUAUAUGACAAUGUUGACAGGGAUGGAACUCUAAUGUCUGUCUCGUGGACUGGAUUCCAAGGCCUCACUCUUCUGGAAUGAGAACGGAGGAAAACAGAGCUGCUCCAAGGAAGAAUGUAAAACGAAAAUGACACACACAUAAUGAUGACACGCACACAUGAUAAUGAUGACACAAGCACAUAGUGAUGACACACACAUAGUGAUGACACACACAUAAUGAUGACACACACACAUAAUGAUGACACGCA
Molecule: messenger RNA, 6272 nt
Organism: Oncorhynchus mykiss (rainbow trout)
Lineage: Eukaryota; Metazoa; Chordata; Actinopteri; Salmoniformes; Salmonidae
Source: RefSeq, a predicted model, not a curated record